AUAAAUAUCAAUGCUAGAAGAUGAGUUUCAGAGUAGUAAUAAGUUACCAGCUGACUUUCUCACAAAGAUACGUAAGAAGAAAGCCAAAGGAGUCGAAUCUGUUGUUCUCAUACCUUUCACAGAUGAAUAUUUUGAAGAACUCAUAGAUGGGUUACUAAAUGAUGACGACCCUGACUCUGUAAAGGAGUUCUUGUAUGGAAGUAAGGGACAGAGCAUCAAUAAGAGUAAAAUCCGCAGUAUGCUCUAUAAAUACUCAACUUCUAAUCAUAUUUACAAGCCUUUUCGAAUAUGUAUCAAAACUGUGUACAACUCCCUGAUUCCUAUUGGAACAGCUCAUCUAACUGCUGCGAAAGGAGCGAAUAAGAUCAACCUCCGCAAGUUUUACAUUGAGAAGAUGUGGAGAAAGAAGGGAUAUGAACAGAAAUCCCUCCUCUCUAUUGGCGAAUACUGCUUUAAUAAGCUUUAUUUUGAGAAAAUUUAUUAUUCCACUUUCUCAAUUAAUCAGCAAAUGAUCCAAUGAUGAAAAGAAGCUGGAUUCAAGUUUAACAAAACAACUGCUGCUCAAAAGGAUGACCCUACUAAGAGGCAUAUACUUUAUCUUUACAAGGAAGAUUAUGACACCUACAUAACACUAGGCAGUACAAUGAAAGAUGGCACUAAAGCUUCUUCGACAAUGAAGAGUAAGAAUUUAGGUAGUAGUUCAAAAAUGAGUCCCAAAGGCUCACCUUGAGAUUCUUCAUGAUAUAUCAGUCCAAUAAAAUGUAGUUCUCCAAAGAGAAAUGCUGUACAACUGCCUCAGAUAGCUUUUCAUAAAUCUCCAAGGUUGGAUAGUAGGGGUUCUAAACUGCCUGUCACAUUAUCCUCUAUGAAUGCUUCUCAAUAUACUUCGUUGCCCAAAAUAGUGUCGCCUAAUUAUUAUCAUCGAUCAAACCGCUACAAGAAUAACUCUUUGAUGGACUCUGUGGUUGCCAUGGAUGCUGAAAUCUUGAAAGAACGAAAGAGUCUUGAGAAUUUAAGACUUCAAUUAAGAGAAAAUUCUAUAUCUUUAGGAAUGUCUCCUCAGGCUAGCCGGAUGAGGAACUCCUCAUCUCAAUGAGAUAUAUACGACAAUAAGAUUAACCUUUCAAUUGCUCCUAAUGAGAUGUUCGAUACUAUGGAGAGGUCUCCCGCUAACUCUGAUAUGAAGAUUGUCAAGAACCCACUGAACAUUAAGAACAUGUUAAGGAGAUCUAGCCAGUUGUAAUUUACUAGAAGGAAGUUUUCAAUGACA
Molecule: messenger RNA, 1270 nt
Organism: Moneuplotes crassus
Lineage: Eukaryota; Ciliophora; Spirotrichea; Euplotida; Euplotidae
Source: the annotation of a GenBank genome assembly